Messenger RNA from Thyridium curvatum, 2013 nucleotides. RefSeq lists its product as uncharacterized. The record is from RefSeq and is a predicted model, not a curated record. Bases 1 to 2013 code for a protein of 670 amino acids. The transcript has a single exon. Lineage: Eukaryota; Fungi; Ascomycota; Sordariomycetes; Thyridiales; Thyridiaceae. Gene Ontology annotation, biological process: positive regulation of transcription from RNA polymerase II promoter by galactose; DNA-templated transcription. Gene Ontology annotation, molecular function: DNA-binding transcription factor activity, RNA polymerase II-specific; zinc ion binding; RNA polymerase II cis-regulatory region sequence-specific DNA binding. Gene Ontology annotation, cellular component: nucleus.
AUGAACCUGACGGGACUGGCAGAGUGCGGAGCAUGUCUGAGACGCAAGAAUGUCCCCCCUGUGUGCGUAUAUGCGCCGCAACCAUCACCUCUCAUGUUCAGUCCAACUCCCAGACCACCCACAACUGAGACGGGUGAUACCUCAGCUCCUGGCUCCAGUCACUGCAGGGACAAGGAGGAACCAACCAUGGCUGACGACGAGGCUGGCGCCGGGGGCGGCCGGAAUUGGAUCUUGACAGCUGGGCUGCUCGCGGCCUCCAACUCUACCAACUUCUUCAACACCGUCUUCCGGGAGUCGCCAACUACUAACCCAACUCCGAGCGACACCCUCAUAGACGACGCUGCGCCCGAAAUCAGAGAAGACCGAGCGGCGGUCGACAGACAGUGUGUAGGUCUUCCUGCGACACGCCCAAGGGGUGUACACUCGGCCGACUACGUCCUUCCGAGCCGCCCCGUCGCUGAUACCCUGGUCGAUCGUUUCUUCAGGGACGCCUACAUCCAUUGGAUCGACCGAUUGAAAUUUAUGCGCUGGUAUGACAACCUAUGGGCGGCCGAGGACAAGCUUGCGCUAGACAGCGUGGAGGAGCAGAUUCACUUUGCCAACCUCAACGUCAUCUUCGCACUUGUGUACCAAUCCAAGUCGGAAGAUUUGGCAGAAGACCAAGGCCUGCUGGCUCAGACAUAUUUUCUUCGUGCCCAGAAGCUGCUACGGCUGUGUCUACUGGAUCUCAAUCGCAUGGACCUGCUCUGGACGUUGCUCCUGCUUACUCAGUGGUUUCAGGGCGUCAAUGACGUGCGCGGAUGCACCUCGUUGGUCGGCCUCUGCAUCCUGAUUGCCCGCAAUCUUGGCCUACACAAGGCCGAUAGUAUUGACCGUAUGCCGGACCAGUAUCGGCGAGAGAUUGGGCGACGGGCUUGGCAUGGCUGUAUUCUGUUGGACCGCAUCACCGCCAUGACGUCAGGUCAACCGCUGCAGAUUUCCCAGGACAUGGCCAAAGGCGCGCAGCUCUUUUCGGCUAUUGAUGACGAAUACUUGAACACGAGGCCAAGUACGGUGGUCGCUCCUGGUGUCCAGCCGCCCGGGAAGCCCUCCGGCGUCUCAUUCUUCCUCGCCUUCUGCCAACUCCAUCUCAUUCUCGGGGACGUAUUGGACCAUCAAGACAGGGUUCGACACGACGACAAGACAUUUGUCGACAUCAAUCACAUCGUAGACAUAGACGGCAAACUUGACGGCUUCCGCCAGGGUCUCCCACACCACCUACACAUCAGUGAUAAGCUGACGGAAACAUAUCAUCAAAGGGGCGACUCGGCCUUCACUGGGCCCAUGUUCCAUCUACACGUGCGCUUUCUACAUAUCCGCAUCCUACUGUACCGUAUCUUCUUCUUGCAUGCAGCGAGACGAUUGAAACAUUCCGCCACCGGGCCCGCGAACUCCGGCUCCUUCGUGGACGCCGUGACACACCAAGGCAUGCUCACCUGUGUUCGCACGGCGCAGGAGAUCCUCGACCUGAUCCGGACGUGUCUCUCCCUCGAGGGGCAGAGCCCGCACGUCGUGCUACCAUGGUGGCACAUAGUGACAUACGUUUACACGGCCGCGACUGUUCUUAUUGCGGCACAUAUCUUCCCCGAAGUGGUAGAAGAGUUCACAACAGCGAACCUGGCGGCCUCUAUUCAAACGGGGCAGCACAUCUUGAUCCACCACACUCGGCAUGCCGAGUCUGCACGACGCUGCAAAAGUGCCUUGACCGUCCUAUGCGACCAGUAUGUCACAAACCGACCUGGUAAUCACCAUUCACCACGACCAUCACAACAAGGACCACCGGGCGCAACCAACAUAAGCGAGCUCCCAUCCGCCACUUGGAACCUAAAUCCCGACGCCUCAUUCGAUGGAGUAGGGCUGCCGGUCGAUUGUGUACGUGAUUUUACAGUCGCGUCUGACCUGUUCCGUGGCGAUGAAAUAGAGUCUCUUUUGUUCUUCAAUACGGAUCUUUGGGGCCAGGAAAUGGGUGCAUGA